Molecule: messenger RNA, 3878 nt
Organism: Lineus longissimus
Lineage: Eukaryota; Metazoa; Nemertea; Pilidiophora; Heteronemertea; Lineidae
Exons: 4
Coding region: 143-2464 (773 amino acids)
Molecular function (GO): DNA binding
Source: RefSeq, a predicted model, not a curated record
GACGAAGUGUGUCAAAUGCGAAGUAGCAAUUUAAUGCCCCAUUUCUUUGCCAGUUGAGGUAUUUCGUCAAAUAUAAUUCCACUGUUAUUGAGCACUUAAUCGAUUCCUGCAGUGUAUAGAUCGUUCCAUCCUUCCCUAAAAGAUGAUGUCUGGAGAGCGGCCAGAGUGUGAUGCCAGAAUGUGCAACCAAAACCAGAGGUCAACUGGUUGUCAAUUCACGAAUGAGUUUAUACUCGACUGCUCAAGACCACAAUCGACUUCUUCAGUGGUUGCACCAGAUACUCCGAUUCAGUCUCCAACAAAUUUUGCUGAGAUGACCCAAGUUCCAAUGCAGCCUUUGUGGCCACAGUAUCAACCCCUGACACCAGAGAUUACACCGAAAAACCAAAUGGCACACUUUUCACUGCCUGUUCCACAUCACUUGAUGCCAAGUAAACAAGCUGCAGCACCUAAAGCUGCUGGAAGACCACGCGGUCCAAAGUUUGUUUGGACUCGUGAGCAGAAGUUGCUUCUUGAAGAAUACUACAAGUUGAACCCUUUUAGUAAUCCUUCUGUGGUUGAAAUCUUCAUACAGAAGUGGGAAAUUCCUCCCCAGAAAGUCAAGUGUUGGUUCCAGAACCGCCGCUCAAAGGACCGGAAGAAAAUGAAAGAUGAGCAGGCAGCCGCAGCCGCUGCAGCCCAGGCAAGAGAUGGUUCAACCCCGCCAGCAAUUGUCUCAUCAACAGAUAAUGCUCCAAAGAAGAAGCGCCCUGCUGCCAGGAUGAAACUGCCCCCUCAGUACCCAUACUUUCCAAACACUGGGUUCAUGCCUGGCUAUGAUCAGUCUUACCUCCACAGCAUUGGCACACAGAAUCCUGUUCAGUUUUCUGUUGCGCCAUAUUAUUCAAAUUACCCAGCAUUGAUGUCGAGAAUAAGCAAUAGAUUCUGUGCUCCAACAUACUCAGACAAACUAUAUCCUUACCAACCAGCUGUCAAUAUGCCAAAAGGACCUAUCUACUCAAAGGAAAAGAACUAUGCUGAAAAAACACAGAACUACCAGUUUGGUGGUAUGGAGUCUUCCAAGAACUAUUUCGUUCCUCCAACAUCUUACUCUCAAUCCGUUGGGAUUCCGAAAGUUGCUACCUCCUACUCGCCAAAGGCCAUGGCCACAUACACAGCUAGUGUGGGUGGUAUGAUGACUCCAAUGAACUUGCCCUUCAUGACUCAGAUGGAUCAGACUAAUGCUAAAACAGCAUACUCCAGUGCACCAGCCCAAAGAGGAUAUCAAGCACCAGUGUUCAGGAGUAAUCAUAAGUUUUUUCGACCACUCUAUGAUCAGAACUACACCUACCCUGACGUAUAUGGCAGGAGCAUCAACCAGGAGCAGUCAAAGAGUGAUGGUGUGGACCAGAGUGGUAUCGAACCAGUCUCUCCCCAGUCAGAUAUCAGCGAAUCUGCCCCUUCCAAGUCUGAUGGUGAUGACUGCCCACCAGAGGAGACUGUUCUACCAGAGAAUCUUUCUGUUAGGCCAGAGAAUCCGGCUUCAAUUGCAAGCAGCAGUUCUCCCUCGUCACCUGCUGUUGAUACUAGUGCUUCCGCAAGUUCUGAUUUUUUGGUUGCCAACGAUUCUCCCGCUUUGACCCCACCAUUUACCCAGAAAUCCCUAGGUUCUUCUUCAGCAAAUGGUUCUUCCACUCUUGUCUCUUCAGUUGCCUCUUCAUCGAGUGGUCCUUCAACAGUGGCCUCUACUGGUUCUAGCACUGCCAUUAUCUCCUCUGAGUUCAGUGAAGCUAUUGUUGUCACAGCUGCUACUGCCUGUCCUGCCACCACUGAGAGUGGCAAAGUUUUGUUAGGUUCUUCAGUGGGAUCCACUUGCAGCUUGCCUUUCAAGGAGGACAAGUUUUCUCAAGGAGCUUCCAACGCAUACAAGGAUUUGUCGCUGAGUUCCUAUGAUAAGGAAUCUCAUCCCAUUGCCUGGAAGAAUGCUGAUCCGAAUGACUUCGAUGAUUCUACUUCAAGUGCAUACAACGAUUCUGAUUCGAUUUCCUACAAGACUUCUGAUUCAAAUACGUACAAGGAAGCUCUUCCCAAUGCCAACAGAGAUGACACCAUGGAGUCUGGCCUGUUUUCUACCUCAAGCUACUUUCCGUACAAUAGCAUGUACAUGGGUUUGCCCACCAAUCCUGUUCCGGCACAUACCAAAAGUUGGAUGCCUAGUGAUGCCAGAAAUGCAGGAUGGUCCGAGUCGACACCAAUGGAUGAGAACAACAACAUACUAGUUGGUAACUAUGAAAAGCAAAUCGAUGGUGCAAGAAGGUUGCAGAUGAUGUCUGAGCUGAUGUUGCAGAUGCAGCAAAAACAUAUGAUGUUGCUCCCGAAGGAUGAGUUCAGUCCAAGCAAUGAUGGGGAAAGACCACCAAGCUGUGAGACUAGUCUUGAUGGCGAGUGUAGUGAAGUGACCUAUUCAGAUAUUGAACAGAACUGAAGUUGGGACAAAGUUUUGUUUUAUUUGCAAGUCAGUUAUUAUGUUGAUGGGGAAAGAUGGAGCCCUGAAUCUAGUCUAGAUGGUGAUAUGUGUUGCAGUGAAAUGACCUAUUCAGAUCGAACACUUCUAGUCUAGGUGGUGAUGUAGUAUUAAAAUGACAUAUUUAGAUAUGGAGUAUAACUGAGUUUGGGACAAAGUUGGUUCAAUUUGCAAGUAAGCAAUGACAUUGAUUUUUGAUGGUGCUAUCCUAUGAUAGAAUAUGUCCUUGUUUUGUCUAGAAAGCAACUCUUGGAAAAUAAUGGCCGGUUGGUACGUUCUGAGGAUAAUUUUGUUGUCGAUUAAAACUGCUGAUUAUAUUUUUGUGCCAGUGAAACCCUUUGGUUGGCUCAGGCUUGUGUAUCAAAGUUCCUCCACCUUAGAUAAUUGUACCUGUAGAAAAUUGUAGCAAGAAGGUGAUCCAUUUAUUUUGAAUGUAAAUAUCUGGAUGAGGUGAUGAGAUAUGAUUUUGAGUUACAUUUUGUAACGCAUAAUGCCAUUUGAGCAAUCUGAAAAUGGUGAAUGACCGAUUUGUUUGGAAACUGUUCCUUUGUAUUGAAGGAUGUUGGGAAUUAAUGUCUAUCGUACAUCAUUGAGUAAUGUUUGCUGAAUUAUUAAUAAAGGAACAUUGAUCUAAAACAAGUGUAUCGGAGUGAAAAAUUGAGAAAUAAAUAAAUAUAAUUUGACCACAUUUAGUAUGUACAUGUAUGGAUAUACAGGUUUGCUUUAGUUGAAUUGGUGUUGUUAGUUUUGUCAGAGAUAUCCCCAAGUUUGUAGUCAGUGAUCGUUUUCAGAAAAGAGUUCUGUUCCUGUGGUAUUGUUUUCAAAAUUUGAUGUUGAGAUUGUCCGAGUUGUCACCUGGUGCUUUUUUGUUUACAUUGCUCCUUAUUGAACCUGCCAUUUACAAACUACUAACUCUGUAUGAAUCCACAAAAUAUGUACUGUUCAGCAACUGCGUAUAUGUCAAAUGCAUUAAUAAGAAAGGGAUGUGCUGUUUCCUCCCUUUGAUGUACUUCAGACCGCCAUUUUGCAUUACAUAAUUUGUGAAUUGAUUAAUUUAAAAAGUUUGACUUGAAAUGCAGGGCCAAGUGUUUUUGGCGUCCCUGUGUAUUGUCGAUUCAAACACUGUAACAUGUGCUUUCAGGCAUACCUACUUUACAUUGUAACCAACUUGAAUUUCUGAUGUAGAAGUUCUACAUUCACGUUGAGCUUUCAAAAAUACCAAAGCAGAUUUAGUAGUACCAGUAAUAGUGUAAAUCCAGCAUUUAAUUUCUGUGUUCAUCUUCAUCUUGUGCUCAUAUUGUGCACAGACGCGUAAAGUUACAGUUUUAUCUAGUUCUAUGUUUAUAUAGAUUUGUUAAUAUUUUACAUCAGGGGC